Messenger RNA from Neomonachus schauinslandi (Hawaiian monk seal), 1475 nucleotides. It is a transcript of the gene RBMS3, whose product is annotated as RNA binding motif single stranded interacting protein 3. Gene Ontology annotation, molecular function: poly(A) binding; mRNA 3'-UTR binding; poly(U) RNA binding. Gene Ontology annotation, cellular component: nucleus; ribonucleoprotein complex; cytosol. Bases 180 to 1475 code for a protein of 431 amino acids. The transcript has 14 exons. The record is from RefSeq and is a predicted model, not a curated record. Lineage: Eukaryota; Metazoa; Chordata; Mammalia; Carnivora; Phocidae.
GGUGUGUUUCUUUUUUAAAUUCUUGCCGUGUUGGAACUAGCGAGUGGUGGAAGACGAGGGAUCUCUGAAGCCUCAUCAGUCAUCGGACUGUCAGGAAUAGUGGCUUAAGAGGAAGCUCGGCCUGGGGCACUAUACCCUGUCAUCCAGUUCCCUGCCUCGGAGAUAAAGACUCCAGCUACAUGGGCAAACGCCUGGAUCAGCCACAAAUGUACCCCCAGUACACUUACUACUAUCCUCACUAUCUCCAAACCAAGCAGUCCUAUGCACCAGCUCCCCACCCCAUGGCUCCUCCCAGCCCCAGCACAAACAGCACCAGCAACAGCAGCGGGGAACAGUUGAGUAAAACCAACCUGUACAUCCGAGGCCUUCCACCAGGCACCACUGACCAGGACCUAAUCAAGCUGUGCCAACCGUAUGGAAAAAUUGUAUCCACAAAGGCAAUUCUGGACAAAAACACAAAUCAGUGCAAAGGUUACGGUUUUGUAGAUUUUGACAGCCCUGCAGCUGCACAGAAGGCAGUAGCAUCUCUCAAGGCAAACGGCGUGCAGGCACAGAUGGCCAAGCAACAAGAGCAAGACCCAACCAACCUAUACAUCUCAAAUCUCCCCAUUUCUAUGGAUGAGCAGGAACUUGAAAAUAUGCUGAAACCCUUCGGACAUGUCAUUUCCACAAGAAUACUAAGAGAUGCUAAUGGAGUCAGCAGGGGCGUUGGCUUUGCCAGAAUGGAGUCUACUGAAAAAUGUGAAGUGGUAAUUCAACAUUUUAAUGGAAAAUAUCUGAAAACACCACCAGGCAUCCCAGCCCCUAGUGAGCCUUUACUGUGCAAAUUCGCUGAUGGAGGACAAAAGAAGCGACAGAAUCAAAGCAAAUACACCCAGAAUGGAAGGCCUUGGCCCAGGGAAGGAGAGGCUGGCAUGGCUCUGACCUAUGACCCCACAGCCGCCAUACAGAAUGGAUUUUAUUCUUCACCGUACAGUAUUGCAACCAACCGCAUGAUUCCACAGACAUCUAUCACGCCAUUCAUUGCUGCUUCCCCUGUCUCCACAUACCAGGUCCAGAGUACUUCAUGGAUGCCUCAUCCGCCAUACGUUAUGCAACCAACAGGUGCUGUGAUUACGCCAACAAUGGACCAUCCUAUGUCAAUGCAGCCAGCAAACAUGAUGGGCCCCCUGACACAACAGAUGAAUCAUCUUUCAUUGGGCACAACAGGAACGAUUCAGUCCCAAGACAGGAUUAUGAUACUCCACCAGCUGUUGUGUCAGUAUAUGACUGCUGCCGCGCCUAUGCAAGGGACCUACCUUCCCCAGUACACGCCUGUGCCUCCGACAGCUGUUUCUAUUGAAGGUGUUGUUGCUGAUACCUCUCCCCAGACAGUGGCACCUUCAUCCCAGGACACCAGUGGUCAGCAGCAACAGAUAGCAGUGGACACAUCCAACGAACAUGCACCUGCAUAUUCUUACCAACAGUCUAAGUAA